Molecule: messenger RNA, 4743 nt
Organism: Mercenaria mercenaria
Lineage: Eukaryota; Metazoa; Mollusca; Bivalvia; Venerida; Veneridae
Exons: 30
Coding region: 1-4743 (1580 amino acids)
Cellular component (GO): membrane
Molecular function (GO): protein binding
Source: RefSeq, a predicted model, not a curated record
AUGCACUGGUACAAAGGAGAUGUUCAGAUAUCUCGUAACAGUGACAUAAUUAAUCAAAAUGUGAUCACAAUCUUUGACGAGCAUGAUGAGGUCAACAAAUAUACUGUUACAAUACAAGAAGACUUACCAUCACCAACCUCAAAUUACAGUUUAGAGAUUAACAGUGUUUCCAGAAAUGACGCUGGUGUUUAUACAUGUAAGAUAGAGUUAAACGGACUAAGUGCAACUGCCAAUGUUGACUUGUCAGUGAAAACGACCCAGGCUUUAACAGGCGAUAAAUGCUACAAGAGCACAAUUUCAACAUGUCGUGCCUUAGGAUUUGAGAAAGUCACAGUACCCGGACCAUUCGGCGUUUCGGAUAUUUUUGACGGCAAUCUACUUUUGCAAAACAUAGACAAGUCGGACACGUUCAAGAACAUGACAGUAGACUGCAAACGUUCGAUAAUGGCCAUGCAAUGUGGACUAUAUCAACCAAAAUGUCAGAAUGGUGCACCUAUACCAAUCUGUAGGGAACAUUGUGAAAAUGAUAUAAUUUUAUUUGCGAAAACAGCACAUAAUCUGCAAGAAUCUUUAAACAUUUUAGCCGAAUAUUGUGAUAGAUGGAAACUAAUUGUUAAUACAGAAAAGACAAAAGGUAUUAUAUCGGGUUGCCCGCUAACAGACAUUGAUCAAGAGCUUCAUGCAAAGCUACAAUAUGGAUGCAAAUUCCUGCCAUAUGUAACUGACAGUAUUGGAUGUGUACCAAUAUCUGCAGGUCGCGGAAUGAGAUAUAUGGGAUCUAGCGGAAGAAUUCUCUCAGCUUACUACCCUGACCCUUAUCCGUUGAAUUCUAACUGUAACUGGCAUGUAGAAGUAGAUCCCUACCACGUUAUUAAAUUUGAGAUUGUCGACUACGAUGUCGGUGUUAACACCGGAAGUGAAGAGGAUUGUGGAUUAUAUGUGGAAGAUAAAACUAAUGCCACUGUUCCAUAUGAGUGUGGGGAAGUACCUUCUACAUUUGUAACAAGUGGGAACAUUGUAAAACUAAAGUUUGUGACAGAUACUUACAGUACUGGGCGUGGCUUUAACAUCAAAUAUAGGCAAGUCCCCGUUGAUGCAUGUAUAUCGUACCCAGGUGAACACAACUUAACUUUGAGUUCAGACGACAAUUCAUCAAACUUGGAUGUAGAAACAUGCAAUAUAACGAAAAUCUAUCUCCAAGAUAAAAGAGAUACUCUUGUUGUGAGGAUUGACUUCCUGGCGGAGGGGUGUAUUACACUGACUGGCAGUCUACAUCUGAAUGUGACUUUGUGUAAUAUAACCACCGUACAUGAGUAUAGAACAAAGGAAUAUGUUGAUAUUCAUUUUGAAUCAUCAGCACUUGUCUACAAUAUUGCAACUUACAAAAUCACUUAUGUGCGACCCGUCGAGACAGUGGCAUUGGACCAUUCUGGACGCCUCCAGAUUAUGUCAGAAGGGGAAAUUGGAACUAUGUGCGGAGAUUUAGAUCAGACUGCUGCAGACAGUAUAUGCAAGUCUCUUAACUACGGAUGGCCUGCUGGAAUCGAACAAGGUUUGUCAAUUCCUGAAACUUUGCCAAGACUGGUCAGUGAGAUUGAGUGUACCGGUGAAGAGGAAGAUAUAUCCCAGUGUGGUUUUGUUUUUGAUCCACUCGGAAAUGAUGUUUGUAUGGAAAGCUUUUACACGAGACAGACAGUUACCUGUCCAAUACGGACAAUAGCAUGUGACUUUACUCAGUCAACAUGUGGCUAUCAACUGAGUCAUCAAGUGAAAUUGUCACCCAUCUAUGGCCUUUAUAAAACCGACUCUAAAGCAUUUGCCAAGGGAAGUGCAACGUCGUCGACUUUUUCCUAUUCAGAGGGUAUUUAUUUACACUUUGAAUAUAUUAUCCGACGAGGAGCAGCCGGUGAUGCUAUCUCUGUCAAUCUAUUGCAAACAUCCAGUAAUACUACCGUUACCUUAUGGAAAUGGGCUUCUUACACAACAUACGGGACAUUUAAAGGCUGUACAGCAAUGCCGAUGCCAGGAUCAAAUAAAGAUGAACUAUACCAGCUUGUUAUCGAAUACACAUCUGGGGAACUUGAUUUCAUUGACCCAACGGCUGAAUAUACGGGGAUGAAGAAAUUUGAACUGUCUUUUGAACAGUGUAUAGAUGAAACAGAGGAGAUCAUUUGUUCAUUUGAAGACCUUGAAGCAUGUGCUAAAUUCAUAUUUCUUGAGAACCUUGCAUGUCCUGAAAGUCAGGACGUAAAUGCAUCCGCCAUUGUGACAUCUAAAAGUAAAUACUCCCGCGAAGAAUGGAUUCAGUCAGAUUAUACCUAUAGGAACAAUACAGGUCACUAUGUACUUGUUUACGAGGGGAGUUCCAUGGAUGUUGUUGAUUUAACCAACAUACCAAGAGAUUUGCAAUAUUUCCGAUUCUAUUUCGGUAUCAAUAAUGGAGUUGAUGUCACCAAAAAUGCCACAUUAGUCCUGUACGCCGAUGAUGACGUCAUUUUUGAAGCAGCCACCCUUGGUGAUGACUGGACGGAAGCUUGUAUAGAUAUAUCUGAUACAAACGUAACCAGGUUCAGUCUGCAAUUUGGUGAUCAGCAGUUCCACGAAACAGGAAAUGUUGGAAGAAAGACGGCGUUAUUGGCUGUAGAUGACAUCGGCUUUACGUCUUUGCCGUGCUCAUAUUAUCUGAACUGCGACUUCCAAAACGACUGCAGCAGACGAUAUAGAUCUGUGACUAAGGUUAACAUACCACGUGAAUGGAUUCUUGAAGAGUCAAUGACUGACCACACAUACAGACCUCACUCUGACGCGACAUUCAACACUAUCAAUAAAGGUACUUAUAUGAGAGCCGACUUUGCUGAUGCCGAGGAAGGCUUUACUGCUGUUUUACAGUCCGGUCAAAUGUCAGAAGCUGAUGAUAUCAAAUGUGUCUCGUUCAAAUUCUAUAUAAAUGGAAAUAAAAAUCCAGGAACAUUGAAGGUUACUGUCGAUACUGGAAGGGAAUAUGAAACUGCUGAAGUCAGCAAUGGAGACAAAGGAAACGAAUGGCACAUGUAUAAGUUGUCUGUAACAAAUAAAGUCCGCUUUAUUCAGUUUGUUGCUGUACGAGGCAUCGGUGAUGGUACUAUUGCUAUUGACGAUGUUCUUUUCACAACACAACCUUGCAGUGCUGGCCUAGACAACCUGAAGUACUGUACGUUUGAAGAUCCAGUGCUAUGUGGAAUUGACCCAGUCAAUAAGAGUUGGAAACAAGGGAGAGCUAAUGACUUGUCGGAGUAUAUUCAGUACGAUGCGGACUUGAACAAAGAUGGACAUUUCUAUUACAUUAUUCCAUCAACGCUAUCCGUAGGAGAGGAGAUAUCUAUCCUCUUUGAUGUUGAGACAAAUAAAACCGCCCUCCAGUUCUCUUAUAUAUUCGCUAGCGGAGGAGCAACAAAGUUAUAUACUGAAAUAGACGGGCAAAGGGAAUAUGUGAAUGUCCAAAUUGUAAAUUACUGGGUAGAAUCGGAAUGUAUCUCACUUCCGGUGGAAUUUGGCGGGAAAUUAACCCUAGGAAUAGAAAAUGACACCAGUGAUGUUACAUUUAUAGCAGUUGAUAAUGUAAGGCUGUUAAACAAGGACAACUGCAUAGAGCCUUCGCUUACAUGUGAUUUUACGUCUGGAAGUACAUGUAGUUACAACUCACUUGGUACUAAUUGGAAAUUUUCUAACAUAUUUACAAGUACUCAAUCAGGAAUUAUUCAAGCGCCUGUGGUUUUAGUUGCCAAUGAUACGCAGCAUUGCUUCGGAUUUUCUUACACCGUAACGUCAGUUGAUUCAGUUGAAGCACAACCUAAGCUAGCUUUAUACCGAGAUGCCGUGGAAAUAUGGAGCGGUUAUGGUCACGUGGGAUCCACGAGAAAUUCAGGGCAAGUGACAGUAGAUGGUGGUGUACUCAGUCUACAGAUCUUCAGUGAAGGACGCGGUUUGUUCGAAAUAUACGAAACAAGAUUUCAGUUCGGGGCAUGUGUUAGUAUAACCGAUUGUUCGGAAUUUAUAUGCAGUGACAAGUGUCUCCCAAAUAAUCGAAAAUGUGACAGAGUUGUAGACUGUUUUCUUGGGGAAGAUGAAGAGGCCGAGUUAUGUGGAUUUCAUUUUAACUUGGAUUUUACAAACGUAACAAGUUUAUCUGAGACUGGCUUUCAGACUCCAGUUACUUCGAAUUCUGCGUGGAGGUUGCUUUCUGAUUUUACACUUAAUAUUGAUGGGUCACAAGUGGAUAUUUUUGACCAGUUACUUGUUACACAUUUCACAAGACUUUCUCCAAUGCCAAUCAUUAUCGAAUCGUUCGAAUAUCAUCUCGAAGAAGACUCGUGUUUACAAAUAGUUUAUUAUGGCGACGCCGCGUCCGGCAAAAUCCAGCUUCGUUACCAAAGAGAUGACCAACAACAAGCCGAGAUUCUCUUCCGGAUUGAACCUACACCAUCUACUAGACAUAUUUCUGUACCAGUACAAAGUGGCAAUGUGAGAGUUCUCCUGUAUGUUUAUAUGAUAGACUUGCGUCCCGUCUACAGUGAUGAUAUCCGGUCGUCUGCUGUUUUUGUUAUCAAACAGAUUAUAAUGCAUGCUGGGGAAAUGUGUUCCAAUCUUCUUGUAGGCAAGGACAUUUUUCUUUUCCAAAAAGGAUACUUCUGUACAAAAAUUAGAUCAGAAUUUAAACUUUCUUGCAACAGUUUGUCUGCAUGUAGAAAUAACAACACAGAUUAG